AUUAUCUCAUUUUUUCUGCUGCGCAUUUCGCCUUUGUCCGAAUUUUUAGAAGAAAACAAUACGACUUAACGCUGUGCCAGAGGGCACGACAAGUAGUUGAAAGUUCACAAAUAUUAAGCAAUUUUACGAGCGUUGCGUAACUGCAUAAAAAUAAACAAAAGCGUCAACUACCAAAAGCCAGAACCACCAAGCAAACAAUCGAAGAAACAGAAAGUGCUGAAAUAAUAGCAUUAAACACACUUUGGCAUUAAUUGCGUAUAUAUUCGAUUAAAUAUAUUCGCAAUCAGCAGCUGAUUUCACAUAUCAAGGAAACAUGUUAGAUCUGGAGAUCCUGCCGGAGAAUUCCUUGGGCUGCGAUGCCUGGGAAUUUGUGCUGGGCAUGCACUUCUCGCAGGCCAUCGCCAUCAUCCAGUCGCAGGUGGGCAUCAUCAAGGGAGUCCAGGUCCUGUACUCGGACACCAAUCCCCUAGGCGUGGAUAUCAUCAUUAACCUGCCGCAGGAUGGCGUCCGUCUGAUCUUCGAUCCCGUCAUCCAGCGCCUGAAGACCAUCGAGGUUUUCAACAUGAAGCUGGUAAAGCUGCGGUAUGGCGGCGUCUACUUCAACUCCCCGGAGGUCCUGCCCAGCAUCGAGCAAAUCGAGCACUCCUUUGGAGCCACCCAUCCCGGGGUUUACGAUGCAGCCAAGCAACUCUUUGCCCUCCACUUCCGCGGGCUCAGCUUCUACUUCCCGGUGGACAACAAGUUGCACUCGGGCUACGCCCAUGGACUGGGCUCCCUGGUCUUCCUGAACGGAGCCUCGCCCGUCGUUUCCAAGAUGUCCCUGUACGCGGGCAGCAACGUGGCGGAGAACAGGGCUCCAUCUCUCCCGCUGGCCUGCUAUCACCGUCAGAUGUAUUUGGAAUCGGCCGCAGUACUCCGCACCUCCUUUGGUCACACGAAGGGCCUGAAGCUGAAGCUCUUUACGGAGGGCUCAGGCAGAGCAUUGGAGCCACGUCGUCAGUGUUUCACGCGGGAGCUGCUCUUCGGCGACAGCUGCGAGGAUGUGGCCACGAGUUUGGGUGCACCCAAUCGCAUCUUCUUCAAGAGCGAGGACAAGAUGAAGAUACACAGCUCGAGUGUGAAUCGGCAAGCGCAGAGCAAGCGGAGCGACAUCUUCUUCAACUACUUCACGCUGGGCAUCGAUGUGCUGUUCGAUGCCAGGACGCAGACCUGCAAGAAGUUUAUACUGCACACCAACUAUCCGGGGCACUUCAACUUCAACAUGUACCAUCGCUGCGAGUUCCAGUUCCUGCUCCAGGCGGAUCGCCCGUCGAUGAGCGACAGUGGCCACGAUCUGGUGACGCCCACGAAGCAGGACCAUGUGAACAUAAGCGCCUACACCAAGUGGGAUGAGAUCAGCAGCGCCUUGGCCACCUCAGAGCGGCCAGUGGUGCUGCAUCGCGCCAGCUCGACGAACACGGCGAAUCCGUUCGGCUCAACCUUCUGCUACGGCUACCAGGACCUGAUUUUCGAGGUUAUGCCCAAUAGCCACAUCGCCUCGGUGACGCUGUACAAUACGGCGCCGCCCAGGCAGCCGGCGCACUCCUGGCAGCAGCACAAGAUGCAGGACAUCCGCCUCACAGUGGCCUAGAUUUGUUUGCUCCAGUGCUGGGCUCCCUUCGCUGCUCCAUGAUGCUGAACAAGGGAACGCCCGCCUGUCGUGUUCUAAUCCUUAAGCUACAACAAUGAUCUAACCUAGGCAUAAAGUAGACACAUAUAUUAUAUAGUAAUAUAUAUACAUAAUACACGUACAUUUUCAUCGUAAGCUAAGCCAAUCAUCGGACAUCAUCGGAACUCUGACCAGGUUCAUUCCGCCGUAUUCCAUUGUGUUAGCUCGAUUCGAUUUGUUUCGACCCAUAACUGACAAUUAAUCAGCCUCGUACUUUUAACAAUUGCAUGUCGUUAAUAUAUUUCAGUACUCUAAGCUCCAAUCGUGUAUCUCUCUUUAAAAAAGAAAAAAUUAAAAAAAAAUAUAUAAAUAUAA
Molecule: messenger RNA, 2023 nt
Organism: Drosophila elegans
Lineage: Eukaryota; Metazoa; Arthropoda; Insecta; Diptera; Drosophilidae
Product: UPF0183 protein CG7083
Exons: 2
Coding region: 314-1630 (438 amino acids)
Biological process (GO): Golgi to plasma membrane protein transport
Cellular component (GO): trans-Golgi network
Source: RefSeq, a predicted model, not a curated record